This is a messenger RNA of Coregonus sp. 'balchen', 2339 nucleotides long. Lineage: Eukaryota; Metazoa; Chordata; Actinopteri; Salmoniformes; Salmonidae. The record is from the annotation of a GenBank genome assembly.
AUGGGUUGUUUGGGCAACAGCAAGACUGAAGAUCAACGCCUCGACGAAAAGGCACAGCGAGAGGCGAAUAAAAAAAUCGAGAGACAGUUGCAAAAAGAAAGACAAGCUUAUAAAGCGACACACAGGCUGUUAUUAUUGGGUAAGGUUUUAUACACGGCUUGGCCCGAACACUGUGGGAUCUAAAAUAUCCUUCAUUAAAUUACCCCAUUACGUAUUUGAAAGCUCUCGCUAUAUGUCAUGGGGGGGGGGUGGAUGUUGAUGGAAGCGAAGCCUAGCAAUUUGCUUCAUUUUGACAACAUUCUUAUUCAUUUUGAACCGUCACAAGAUUAAAACCUUAUCGUUCGGUUAUCAGCAACACAUUGUAACAUUCUGUCCUUGUGCUUCGAUUCGAAGGUGCUGGAGAGUCCGGGAAAAGUACUAUUGUGAAGCAGAUGAGGAUUCUACACGUCAAUGGUUUUAAUGCAGAGUGAGUACACGAAUCCACUGUUGUUACAGGCCCGACUGCAUCUCCAUUUGACAUAUAGGCCCAGAUAUACAUAUAUAUAUAUAUACCUAUUUCAUAACGUAUUUGGUUAUACUCAAGGCAGGGAAACUCUAAAUAAGAUAAUAGGCUGUAUAGAACUGAAUGGAUUUUCCUCGGGCACUGCAGCGCCCAGGCCCUGUCUAUCAGUGACCAACACACUAUGGACAGCCAGACGACUAGCUCCAGCAGCAGCACUGAUCUCUCUCUCUCUCUCUCUCUCUCUCUCUCUCUCUCUCUCUCCCUGCUCACAGCAGACACCAAUAUAGGCUAUAUAGGCUUCAGUACUUGAGACUUGAGAUCUCCCUGACUGCCUGUUAUUACAUGAGAUCUCCCUGACUGCCUGUUGUUACAUGAGAUCUCCCUGACUGCCUGUUGUUACAUGAGAUCUCCCUGACUGCCUGUUGUUACAUGAGAUCUCCCUGACUGCCUGUUGUUACAUGAGAUCUCCCUGACUGCCUGUUGUUACAUGAGAUCUCCCUGACUGCCUGUUGUUACAUGAGAUCUCCCUGACUGCCUGUUGUUACUGAAGUCACAUUGUUUACUGUUAUGUAUGUCAUUGCUAUAUCGGCUAUUAUUGGAGAUAGGUCUAUGGAUAAUGUAUUUUGCUGCAAGGCCUUCUGUGCAUGUGAUAGAACAGUGGCCUAUGUCUGUGAGUUGCAUAGGCCUACGAUUGUACUGGUAGGGAUAUCUUUCUGCCUGCCUGGCCUGAACACAUACCGGCUCUAGUGUGUUAACGUCCGGGCCGAGAACUGGAGUGGAUCUAUGCUGCCUUCAUAGUGGGAUCUUUAGGUCCUUGGACGAGGACUAUUGUGAUGUUGUUGGUUAUUGUCUCCUCAUGGCUGAGUUCUGUCCUCCUUUGACAGAGAAAAGAAACAGAAAAUACAAGAUAUUCGGAAAAACGUGAAGGAUGCCAUCGUGGUGAGUAGGAUAGUAUUAAUCUGUGUCUUUCCUGUUUUUAAUUAAACUAGUGGUUUACUCUGUCUGAGUCCCAAAUGGCACCCUAUGCCCUACCAUGUACCGUGCACUACUUUUGACAUUUACAUUUGACAUUUUAGUCAUUUUGCAGACGCUCUUAUCCAGAGCGACUUACAGGAGCAAUUCGGGUUAAGUGCCUUGCUCAACGGCACAUCAACAGAUUUUUCACCUAGUUGGCUCAGGGAUUCAAACCAGGGAGCUUUCGGUUACUGGCCCAACGCUCUUAACCCGGUGCCCUCUUAACCUGUGGCCCUCUUAAUAAUUAUAAUAUGCCAUUUAGCAGACGCUUUUAUCCAAAGCCACUUAGUCAUGUGUGCAUACAUUUUUACGUAUGGGUGGUCCCGGGGAUCAAACCCACUACCCUGGCGUUACAAGCGCCAUGCUCUACCAAUUGAGCUACAGAGGACCACCUGGGGCCCUCUUAACCUGGGGCCCUCUUAACCUGGGACCCUCUUAACCUGGGGCCAGUAACCGAAAGGAGAGCCAAAUGGCACAGAGCCAAACGACACCCUAUUCCUUGUGUAGUUCAAUGCUUUUGACCGUAGUCCAGGGCCCUACAUUGGGAAUAGGGAGCCGUUUGGGAUGCAACCUCAGGGUUAGAUUGGACACCCCAAUCCUAUUUCCCUGAUUUAGAUAAGCUUAUGAUCUCAUUUAGCCUGUAUUUAGCCUGUAUUUAUCCAGCUUAACGGCGCUGGGUGUGUUUCUCCCCUCCUCUUUGUAGACUAUAGUGUCAGUGAUGAGCACCUUGAUACCCCCGGUCACUCUAGCCAACCCUGAAGACCAGUUCAGAAUCGAGUACAUCAAAAGCAUAGCUCCUCUCUCGGACGUUGACUACACACAG